This is a messenger RNA of Sardina pilchardus (European sardine), 1304 nucleotides long. RefSeq names its product basic helix-loop-helix family, member e22 (gene bhlhe22). The coding region runs from base 342 to 1154 and encodes 270 amino acids. Gene Ontology annotation, biological process: positive regulation of transcription by RNA polymerase II; sensory organ development; axon development. Gene Ontology annotation, cellular component: nucleus. The record is from RefSeq and is a predicted model, not a curated record. The transcript has a single exon. Gene Ontology annotation, molecular function: E-box binding; protein dimerization activity; DNA-binding transcription factor activity, RNA polymerase II-specific. NCBI's taxonomy places the organism in Eukaryota, Metazoa, Chordata, Actinopteri, Clupeiformes, Clupeidae.
UACCGUUUUAAUCCUAUUAAUUAAAACGUUAACCUGAUUGGGUAGAGAGCUCUGUCCCAAUAGGCGAGUCUUCUUCAUAUUAAUAGCCCGCCUUGAGAUAAUGAUGUAAAAGGCUCCCCCUUCAGCGGCUGAUGCUGAUGGCUGUCGAGAUCUCUGGAAGGUGAAUCGGAGCAGGAUAGGCGCCACAGCACAGAGCUGAGCACUUCAAAAGGAGCUGUCGCCACUACACAUCAUUUGACAAGUAGCGCAGACGUUGACAUCAACUGAGCUACACAAAGGGGACAAAGUUACUGCCGGGGACAGACGCCCAACGGUCUCAGCCGAGCUGUCUAAGUGAGACUAUGGACAGGAGAAUGAACUUGAGCGGUCCGGGAGACAUUUUUCACAAAACUCUGAGCGCUGUCUCUAGCAAAAAGAUGGACUCUUUCAGACCAGGCGCGGGAAUCGAUCUGCCUUCGAGGGACCGCCAGUCGCCAAUCAGCUGUUUCGAUCCGUCUGACUCAGACCCGAAUCAAAACGGCGGACUGACAGGAGGACGAAGGCUGACACUGACACAUGGUCUUCCGACCGGAUCUUUGUGUAUGAAAUUCGGCGAGAGUGCCAACCGGACUACGGCAGCGGAGAGCAGCGGUGGGGAACAGAGUCCUGACGAUGACAGCGACGAAAGGUGCGACAUGAUGCUCUUGGCAGAUGGACUGACAGGGGUGCCCGGUUCUAAGUCUGAAGGAGGUAAGAAAAACAAAGAACAGAAAACCCUGAGACUAAACAUCAACGCCCGGGAGAGACGGAGGAUGCACGAUCUGAAUGAUGCGCUCGAUGAACUGCGAGCGGUCAUUCCCUACGCGCACAGCCCUUCCGUGCGGAAACUCUCCAAAAUUGCCACUUUGCUACUAGCCAAAAAUUACAUCCUCAUGCAAGCGCAGGCACUGGAAGAAAUGAGAAGGCUUGUAGCUUAUCUUAACCAAGGCCAGGCGAUCUCUGCUGCUACGAUCCCCGCGACCACUGCCCUAACGCCGGGCUUAAGUGCGUAUGAGCAACCACCUGGGUUCCAUCCCUUCCCCGCCGGAGUUGCAGCCUCCUCUUGCCCCGACAAAUGUGCCCUUUUCAACAAUGUCACCUCCAGCCUCUGUAAACAAUGCACUGACAAGCCUUAGAAUGCUUCUGAACGACUGACUCCUACUUAGAAGCACAUGCGAAAUUAAGACGUACUAAUAUGGAGACUGCUGAAGAGAAUGCCGUCGGUAUUAUCCAUUAUUUAAAAAUGGAGGUCAAUGAAGAAGAAUGCUGAAAAAGAAAAAAACUUU